CUGUUGGCAGCAGAGAGCAACUGAAAACAGAAGCUGCAGCGACCCAGUGGCCCAGAAGGAAAUAGCUCUCGCGCGAUUCACCGGAGCUUCCCAGGGACCGGCUCCCUGGCCUUGCACGUCCUGAUCUCAACAGUCUUGAAGGGCAGGCAGCAACUUCGCCUAUUCACACUCCCCCGGCACAGUGCCAAAGAGCCAGGCGAGGCCGCUCGCGCGUGGGUCACGCUGCGCUGAGGCAGCUCUGCGCCUCUUUGGGUAGGGGCUGACUUUCGCGGGACGCCAAGCUAGGCGGACCAAGAUGCCAGAGCUUGCUCUCAGCCGGGUGACCCGGACAGCCGUGGGCGUCUGGCUGGUGGGAGUCCUCUGGGUCUGGGCGCUGGGCAGCCUCUGCGGCCAGGGCGCAGCUGCACCGCGGGCCAGGGCCGAGGUCUCCUGGAGGAAACCGCAACCGUGCCAGGCGCCGCAGCAGUGGGAGGGGCGCCAGGUUCUGUACCAGCAGAGCACCGGGCGCAACAGCCGUGCCCAGCUCUCCUACGACGGCCUUAACCAGCGCGUGCGGGUGCUGGAGGAGAGGAAGGCGCUGAUCCCCUGCAAGAGAUUAUUCGAAUAUAUUUUGCUCUUUAAGGAUGGAGUGAUGUUUCGGAUUGAACAGGCCACCAAGCAGUGCUCCAAGUUCACCCUCACAGACCCCUGGGACCCUCUAGAUAUUCCUCAAAACUCCACUUUUGAGGACCAAUACUCCAUAGGGGGACCCCAGGAGCAGAUCAGCGUCCAGGAGUGGUCCGACAGAAAGUCAGCUAGAUCAUAUGAAACCUGGAUUGGCAUAUAUACAGUCAAGGAUUGUUAUCCUGUCCAGGAAACCUUCACCAAAAAUUUCAGUGUGAUAUUUUCUACAAGGUUUUUUGACAUAGAGCUGGGUAUUAAAGACCCCACAGUGUUUAACCCCCCAAGCACAUGCCAGAUAGCCCAACCAGAGAACACCAGCGAGGACUACUUCUGGUGAGAGGCCUCAGACUUCAGGUGCCAGCAGUCCCAGCUCAAAUGGGAUUUGAGAAUGUUCAAUGGAGAUAAAUAUUGUAAUUUUAGGAAAAUAAAUAUUUUUCUUGUAUAUAUAUAUAUAUAUAUAUAUAUAUAUUGACUACUGAAGUUAUAUUUACAAAAAAGGAACAGAAUGGAGACUAAGUAGUAAUGUGAAUUGGAGAGGUAGCUGACAUGGGAACUUCAGAUGUUUUUACACCCUGUUUGUGUGUGUGUGAGAGUGUAUACUAUGUGCAGUGGCACUCACAGGGAUAAGGGUCAGCAGCAGGAGUUUGCCUAGGCAGGGAGGAAUAUUUCAUUACUGAUAUGACUGAGCCUCACUGGAUUGUUGGUACAGAGUGGUAAUGAAAAGCAGAAUAUUUUGGCCAGUUUUAUUAUUAAUUUUUAAGAUCUCUACAAUGACUGCUUUAUUGCCUGUACCAGGGUGGCAAAUAUACCCACUUCCUUCUCCCACCAGCAUUCCCUCUCCCCCUGCUUGCCCUGCACUCCCUUGGCCACUAACAAAGUAAACCCUCAAAUCUCUUCCAGACCCUAAGAGCUUUAUGCCAUGACCCAACUUAUGUAAACAUUUGGGAAGGAAAAAAAGCUAUAAUGAAAAUAUCUGUAUUUCUCUAAAGAGAUAUAUAGGAGGGUUUGGGGAAUCUUAAUGUCUAUGCCUGGGUAAGUGCAAGCCUUGUAUACUUCCUUUAUUCUAUGCAAAAGUAUUAAUCUAAAUGUGUUUAAUCAUCAUAUACUUGUCAGCAGGCCUGCAGAGUCAGGUAGUAUGUUAACAACAAAACUGAACUGGGAGUCGGUAUACUCUUGUCUCCAAAAUCAAAGACUAGAAUUCCCUUAUACUUGAAUUCCUUGGACGAGUUAAAUGCACUAUGCUUCCCCUCACCUCAGCAUUCCUGGGGCAUUUUUCACAGCCUCUUUAUAAGACUUCUGCUCAUCGUUCCCAAGUCAAUUCACACCUGACCUUCUGAGGGUUGCUCCUGAGCCUGGAUUGGGUACACUUUGUCCUUGAGCGUGUUAGUCUCACAACACUUGCUAGGCUGUGUGUUAAUUUCUUGCUUGCUGGACACUACCACCCACCAUCCUGGCUAUGAGCUACUUGAGUACAGGUACAGUGUUCCUGGCUAUGAGCUACUUGAGUACAGG
Talpa occidentalis (Iberian mole) is the source of this 2175-nucleotide messenger RNA. It is a transcript of the gene EPDR1, whose product is annotated as ependymin related 1. Gene Ontology annotation, cellular component: lysosome; extracellular region. Gene Ontology annotation, biological process: cell-matrix adhesion. NCBI's taxonomy places the organism in Eukaryota, Metazoa, Chordata, Mammalia, Eulipotyphla, Talpidae. The transcript is spliced from 3 exons. Gene Ontology annotation, molecular function: calcium ion binding. The coding region runs from base 296 to 1000 and encodes 234 amino acids. The record is from RefSeq and is a predicted model, not a curated record.